GCGACACUUCCGCCGGUUUCCCCCGGGGCCCUGCUCGCUGCACCCGUCGCUUCACGCCCGGCGCCCAGUCGCCUCCCCUUCGCCCUGCGCCGCCCGGCCCGCUACUCGCCCGCUGGGAGCGCGCUGGAGCCCGGCGUCGGGCCCGGGCCCCGCGGAGCCACAGGCGCCGCCCCGCCCCGCCCCGCCCCGCCCGGGCUGGAGGAAAAGGCCGCCGCUGGGUCAUGUCGUGCUCCCCUCAGCGAGGGCCGGGGAGCGUGAGAGGCGGCGGGCCUGCCAGAGAGCGAAAUGUCAUCAGUGGAAUCACACCAGGAGCAGUUGUCCCAGUCCGAUCCAUCCCCAUCACCAAAUUCAUGUAGUUCCUUUGAGCUAGUAGACAUGGAUGCUGGCAGUUUGUACGAACCAGUUUCUCCUCAUUGGUUUUAUUGUAAGAUAAUUGAUUCUAAGGAGACAUGGAUUCCUUUCAACUCUGAAGAUUCACAGCAGCUGGAAGAGGCAUAUGGCUCUGGGAAAGAUUGUAAUGGGAAAAUUGUCCCCACUGAUGGAGGCAGAUAUGAUGUUCAUUUGGGGGAGAGGAUGCGGUAUGCUGUAUAUUGGGAUGAGCUAGCUUCAGAAGUGAGACGAUGUACCUGGUUUUACAAAGGAGACAAAGAUAAUAAAUAUGUUCCCUAUUCAGAGAACUUCAGCCAAGUAUUAGAGGAAACUUACAUGCUUGCUGUAACUCUGGAUGAAUGGAAAAAGAAACUGGAGUCUCCCAACAGAGAAAUUAUUAUAUUACACAAUCCAAAGCUUAUGGUACAUUACCAGCCAGUGGCAGGCGCUGAUGAUUGGGGUUCAACACCCACUGAACAGGGUCGACCAAGAACAGUGAAGAGAGGGGUUGAAAACAUCUCUGUUGACAUUCACUGUGGGGAACCUUUACAAAUAGAUCACUUGGUUUUUGUAGUGCAUGGGAUUGGACCAGCUUGUGAUCUCCGUUUUCGAAGCAUUGUACAGUGUGUUAAUGAUUUUCGCAGUGUUUCCUUGAACCUGCUGCAGACACAUUUUAAGAAAGCUCAAGAAAAUCAGCAGAUUGGAAGGGUAGAAUUUCUUCCAGUCAACUGGCAUAGUCCUUUACAUUCUACUGGUGUAGAUGUAGAUCUGCAGCGAAUAACCCUGCCCAGCAUUAACCGCCUAAGGCACUUCACCAAUGACACAAUUCUGGAUGUCUUCUUCUACAAUAGCCCCACCUACUGUCAGACUAUUGUGGACACAGUUGCUUCUGAAAUGAACAGAAUAUAUACACUUUUUCUGCAGAGGAACCCUGAUUUCAAAGGGGGUGUAUCCAUUGCUGGUCAUAGUUUAGGUUCGCUUAUAUUGUUUGAUAUCCUAACAAAUCAGAAAGAUUCUUUGUGGGAUAUUGACAAUGAAAAGGAUUCAACAAAUAUUGUUAUGGAUCAAGGAGACAUAUCUACACUAGAAGAAGAUCUGAAGAAACUUCAACUCUCUGAAUUCUUUAGUAUCUUUGAGAAGGAGAAAGUAGAUAAGGAAGCACUGGUAAAAGUUUUAUGUUCAGACAAAGAUCUUCAGGAAAUGGGAAUUCCCUUAGGACCAAGAAAGAAGAUAUUAAACUACUUUAGGACCAGAAAAAAUUCAAUGGGUGUUAAUAGACCAACCCUACAGUCAGCUUUAGGAGCAAAUGGGUCUAACAUCCCCAAAGAAUUGGAAUUCAGCAGUGGUGCUGGUGAUACUGGAAACGAUGAGUAUUUGGACGUUGGCAUUGGGCAGGUGUCAGUAAAAUACCCCCGGCUCAUCUAUAAACCAGAAAUAUUCUUUGCUUUUGGAUCUCCCAUUGGAAUGUUCCUUACCGUCCGAGGACUAAAAAGAAUAGAUCCCAAUUACAAAUUUCCAACAUGCAAAGGUUUCUUCAAUAUUUAUCAUCCAUUUGAUCCUGUGGCCUAUAGGAUUGAGCCAAUGAUUGUCCCAAAAGUGGAAUUUGAGCCAAUGCUGAUCCCACAUCAUAAAGGCAGGAAGCGGAUGCACUUAGAACUGAGAGAGGGAUUGACUAGAAUGAGUAUGGACCUUAAGAACAACUUGCUAGGUUCACUACGAAUGGCCUGGAAAUCUUUCACCAGACCGCAAAACCCUGCAUUACAAGCUUCAGAAACUACAGAAGAAACUGAAGUAGAAUCUGAAUCAAGUUCAGAGAAGCCUAGUGAUGUUAACACAGAAGAGGCCUCUGUGGCAGUUAAAGAAGAAGACCCACCCAUUAAUGUGGGAAUGCUGAACGGAGGCCAACGUAUUGACUAUGUGCUACAGGAGAAGCCCAUUGAAAGCUUUAAUGAGUAUUUAUUUGCUCUACAAAGCCAUCUGUGCUAUUGGGAGUCUGAAGAUACAGUAUUGUUGGUCCUCAAAGAAAUCUACCAAACCCAGGGGAUCUUCCUUGAUCAGCCUUUACAGUAAAAAUGAACCAUCAAUGACUGCUUAUUAUGGACUUUGAGGGAGCCUUCCCCAGAAAACUCAUCUGUUUGUUGCUGCAGUUUUCCUCAGCUGCAUCAUUUCCUGCAUGUUGCCUGUCACUUAACCACCUUUGGGGUGCUUGGAAGAUGAUCUUUUGGAAGUGAGUGGAAAAGCAAAGGGAAGACCCUAUUACUUUUUACCACUGACUUCAUACAAACAAACAGUUUCCGUUCAUUCUUAAUAGCUGGGAGUGGUUUGCAUCUUUAAUUCUUUGAUGAUAGUAAAUGAGUACCAAACUUUAUUUUUUACUACUUGAGAUAAUAUAAAGUCUGUUUUAAGUUUGAUUUGGGUGGGUGAUUUAAGUUUGAUUUUUCUAGAAAAUUAUUGCUUACCUUAGAAAAUGUUCUAGUUUGGAAGCAGGUGAGGUUCAGAAGACAUUUUGGAACUUGCACUUCUCUUGUUGAUGUUUCUCUGCAUUUGAACGCAAAGGCUAACUGGACAGAGAAAGACUUGGACAAAUUUUUUUGAGCCAGCUUUGCUUUCUUACAAGUACUGUAUGAAGAAAGACUGAAAUGUAGCAUAAAGAGUAUUGUUUAGUCUCUCUACAGGUGACUGACAGAUUUAUUGCUAGGAAUCACUAUCCUGAUAAUUGUUUUUAUAGCUAUUUGAGUCUAAAGUGGGCAAUUAGCUUACAUUAAAUGCAUUUUUAUAAAGCAAAGAUGCUGUGUGUGUGUGUAUGUGUGUGUGUAUAUAUAUAUACACAUAUAUAUAUAUACACAUAUAUAACACACACACUCUCUCUCUCUCAGAUCUGCCCUUUUAUAUCAUACUUAAAAUUGGGAAUUGGGAGACUCUUCUGUUCUUGAAGGUGAGGUUAUAAAAACUGACAAACCUGAAAUUACACAGAACAGACUGCUUAGGUUAUAAAGUUCAUAGUGAAAUAGUUUGCUUAAGCCAUCUGUGACAUCCAUUUGGGUGAAGAUGGUUUUGUGUUGUCGGCUUUAAAAGCAUUUUGUAAAUAUCAUUGCCAUCUUAGGUGUCUAUAAUCCAGAAUCCUUAUUUAAAAGGCUCGUGGCACAGGCAUUGUUCGGUGAACAGGUAGGUUUGGCUAGGGGAAAAUGUUUCUUAUUCUGAAAGAAAAACCUAUGCCUAUAAGGCCCGAGGAACAGCUGCUGCAGAGUCAGUCUCAAAACAUGCAAAGUGACAUAAAUCUUGAUGAAGGCAAGUGAAUGUAGACUAAUUUUUUUUAAAGGCAUUUGUUCACCACUGUGCUUAUAUGUAUUUUCUUUCUCAUUGGUCGGAGUUCUCUUCGUGAUUAGUCCUUUGCACUCCUCAGAGUUCCACAGGGCCUUGUUUAUAGAGUGGCAUAGGCAGGCAAGCUGUGUUUUGCUUUUUAUGAAUGUUUUUUGUAAAUGCAUCAUGGUGUCCAGAGCACUGGCAUUUAAUAUUCAUUUAAGCCCUCUGUUAGAUAGCACCGGUCUUUAUCCCCUUCUGAAGAGAAAAGCAAAAGGAAGGUUUUUUUAAUGUCACCCUAGAAAUGGGAGAGGUAAGGCUACAUUGGAGAUCAAAGCUUGGCCUUCCUGUCCAUUUGCUUUAAGUGGCUGAUUAAGCCUCUAAGAAGUUUCAGACAUAUUCUGAGUUUGAAGUAUGGCUUAUUGAGAAUUAAGUUGCAUCUUCAAUUUCAAAUUUACUCUUCAUAUUAGCAGAAUAGGUACCAUACGAAUGAGUAAACUACAGGACAAGCAAGAACAAGUUCCUAAAACCAAAGAUGAACAACAUAACCCUGGACAGCUAGAUAAACCACAUCUUUGUACUGAGAACUGUUUCUUUCCUGGUGGGGAGGGGCAGGUAACUUAAAGAACUUUAUAUCUUGCCUGUUUACUUGUGGUAUUAUCAUGGGUGUAUAUUACAGCGGUAAUAAGCUUGAUUUAAUUCCUUUGUUUGGUUGUACAUUAUUUGCACUAGUUCAGUUGUAUCAUGUGCAAUCUCUUGACCAAGUCUAUUUUUAAAUUCUGGUGAAGCAUCAUUUUCUACAUAUCCCAGCUGCAGAAUUGGUCUUGCUUAUCUCAGCAAGAGAUUGCAUGGGAAGAUUAAUAGCACUGAUUAGCUUUCUAACAUUUUGCACUUUUUGAAAUGUUUGUUUUUUACGUGAUUAUAUUUUAAAACUUUAGUAAAUACUGAAAUAAAAUCUUAUUGAACAAUUGCCUAUUUUUACCUGAUUUCAGCUAUCAUAAGGAAAAUCAAUACAUUAACUGUUUUCUCUAACAUUUACAUUUCUUUUCCCUUGAAUAAGGUUUUCAUUAUCACAGGCAAAUGUAGUUUAGAAUUUAAAGCAUGGCAAUUACAAGGUAAAUACUGAGACUAUCCUUUGGUUGUAUAAGUGUUUUACUUACGUUCCAGUUCUCAAACAAUACUGUAAAUACAAAAUAAAAAGCACAUUUCUCAUUUUACUUUUUUGGAAUAUCACAUUUACUGAAGGAAAAAGAUACAAUGAAAAUGUUAUAUAUUAAAAUGAUGUCAUAUUUAAAGGAUAAUCCCAAUAAAGAGAAAAAGUAUGUCCCAUAGUAGUUAGAAAAAAAGAUCUCCUU
Molecule: messenger RNA, 5024 nt
Organism: Talpa occidentalis (Iberian mole)
Lineage: Eukaryota; Metazoa; Chordata; Mammalia; Eulipotyphla; Talpidae
Gene: DDHD2
Product: DDHD domain containing 2
Exons: 18
Coding region: 286-2439 (717 amino acids)
Cellular component (GO): COPII-coated ER to Golgi transport vesicle
Molecular function (GO): metal ion binding; triacylglycerol lipase activity; protein binding
Source: RefSeq, a predicted model, not a curated record